CCAGCGCAUCCACAUUCGUAACGUGAGGGAUUCCGCUCCAAAAUGAGAUGAAUCGACAGAUGCUGUAUCUCUAAACCAGUUAACUUGAUGUACGUCCGCAUCUGACCGUUUUACGUGCUUCCCAUAACACAAUUAAUCGCCUCGAUUAACUGUCUCAGGAGAAGCUGAUAUUCAUUAUAAGAUUAGUGGGGGAAAAUCAGCUACAAUUCCAAGAUUUAGUACUGGGUUACAGCGAAGAAUGUGCUCCAAAGUGUUUUGUUAACAUUGAACGACGUCGACUGCGCUACGUCUGUUUUUUCCACACCGAGUAGAGAACCGUUAAUACCAUAAUUAGCGAAAAACAACCUACUUAAAUGAAUAAAUUAAUUUCAGGAGGUUGCGACUCGCUCUCACCCGUCGAGGGAUGGAGCGAUGCACACAGUACCCGGAGAGAGCGCGCGCAGGCAUGAAUGCACUGUGUGAUCAGACGUACAUCUCAUUCAUUCCUCCCUUCUGCAACUGCAACACGAUCUUCCCGUGAUGCGAUGAUUUUCACUUUCAGCAGUGUGCAAAUAUACUGCCUGCAUCGACGCAAAUAACGCAGUUGCUUGCCUUUACUUUUUUUUCCUGUGACAUAAUCUAAUAAUUUCUCUUUUUGUCCACACGCAGCCGAGGAGCAGACAUCCUUUUCAGAUGUAGUAAAGGAUGCACUUUAAUGAUAUAAAUGCAAUAUCCAGUUGUGAUUGUUUCCCUUUCGGGACUGCCAGCUUGUGUUCUAAAUGACAUACGCUUCGGACAGAUGUUUACUGUCGACCAUACCGUCUCACAGUUUGGAAUGCAAGGGCUGAACACAACUGCUUUGGACUUAAACGGGAACCGUAACACUAAAAGAAGAAUUUCCUUGUGAAGAUUUCUGGAUACCAAAAGACUUCGUCGAAGAGGACCCCAGAGGUGCUGGCUUGGCUCAGAGACCCGGGCCCUCUCUGUCCCCAUCCCGGGCCCCUCGGCUCUCCUCCGGUAGCCAUGCCCUCCGCCCACCCCGCCCGGCCUCUGGAGAAGGACCACCUGCUUCAGUAGGAUGCUGAUCCCCGCCCGGCGCCACCACCUGCCCGCCGCUCCACCCGCACCUCUUGCCAUCCUCCCGUCCGCCGGCGCCUCCACGCUCCAACAUGAAGGAUGAGGUCAUCAAUAACAACGCGCUGGCCUGGCUGGUGUGCUCUGGUGUGUCCAUCCUGGCCAACACCUGGGGCAUUCUGAGCGUGAGCGCCAAGCAGAAGAAAUGGAAGCCCCUCGAGUUCCUCAUCUGCACCCUGGCCGGCACCCACAUCCUUAACAUGGGCAUCCCCAUCACCAUGUACUCCGUCAUCCAGCUGCGCCGCCAGCACUCCAGCUACGAGUGGAACGAGGGGCUCUGCAAGGUCUUCGUCUCCACCUUCUACACCCUCACCCUGGUCACCUGCUUCUCCGUCACCUCCCUCUCCUACCACCGCAUGUGGAUGGUGCGCUGGCCGGUCAACUACAGGCUGAGCAACACUAAGAAGCAGGCUGUGCACACGGUUAUGGGCAUCUGGAUGGUGUCCUUCAUCCUGUCCACGCUGCCGGCGGUGGGCUGGCACGACACCUCCGAGCGCUUCUACACCAACGACUGCCGCUUCAUUGUCACGGAGAUCGGCCUGGGCUUCGGCGUCUGCUUCCUGCUGCUGAUCAGCGGCAGCGUGGUGAUGGGGGUCAUCUGCAUCGGCAUCGCCCUCUUCCAGACCUUCUCCAUCCAGACGGGGCACAACGUGGACAAGAACAAGUUCAACGUGCCCACCAUCGUGGUGGAGGACGCCCAGGGCAAGCGGCGCUCCUCCAUCGACGGCUCCGAGCCCAUCAAGACCUCGCUGCAGAUCACCUACCUGAUCAGCGGCAUCGUGUUCAUCUACGACUUCCUCACCGGAUUUCCCAUUUUGGUGGUGAGUUUCGCCAGUCUGAAGUACGACCGCUCCUACAGCUGGAUGGUGCUGUGCGUUCUGUGGUGCUCCAUCGCCCAGUCCAUCCUGCUGCCAAUGUUCCUGUGGGCCUGCGACCGCUACAGGGCCGACGUCAAGAUGGUGUGGGAGAAGUGUGUGGCCAUCAUGUCCAACGACGACGUGGACGAAGAAAACAGCCAGGAUGGCGGAAUUCAUCCGGACUUAAUAUAUGACAGACCAUAUGACUAUAGCUCCGCAGCUGAUAUCAUGACGGUAGACCGUAUUGCCAAGUACGAAUUCUCAACCUUAGAAAGGGGGGUCCCCCAAGGUUAUCCAUUGAGGGAACUACAGGAAGAUAAAAUGCAGUAUUUGCAGGUGCCCCCUACAAGAAGAUACUCCCACGACGAAACCGACAUGUGGACCACAGGUCAGAUCCCUUCGUACCUCCAUCGCUGGGGCUCCACGGAGGACAUCAUUGGGAUCCCGCACUACAGCUCUCCUCGCCACGAGAGGCGGAGAAGCAGUCUGGUCUCCUACCACGAGGAGAGCGGCCCCUACCGCAAGAGGAGGAAGUCGGAGGACAGCGUUCAUUCCCUCAAGCAGCUCCCGCGGGGGGAGCGGUACGAGGAGGACUUUAAGUGCUUCAGCCGGGACGAGGUGAUCAACUUCAUCGACGAGACGCCGGUGCCCAGCCCCAUGAAGAGCCCGCGGCGCGCCUCGGCGAUCUCCCUCAUCCCCGACGUCUACGAGCAGCACAUCAUCCUCUACCCGCACUUCCCGCUGACCGACUUCGAGCGCGAGCCGCAGGUGCUGCGCCGGUUCAGCGAGCACGGCGGGAAGGGCCUGGGGCUGGCGGAGCCGCCCGAGAACUCGGGCAGAGACGCGGGGGAGAGCUCCGGUGCCUGCGGCUCCAGCAAGGGCUGCCGGCAGAGCCCGCGACAGGCAAAGCGCUUAUCCGAACUGGCCCCCCCCGGGCAAGCCCACCGGACUGGCGAGCAUUCCUCCCAGAGACUGAGGACAGGCCUCGGGGGCAAUAGCAGCUGGGGAGACCAGAAGAAUCUGACUAAACUAGAGAGCAAAGGAAGCACAAAUAGUUUUUUAAGCUCACCUUCAGCAUCCUCUGGAUAUAUCACCUUUCACUCAGAUUCCAUAGGAUCCACCACCUAGAGAGGACUUGGAGGACCUAUGAUUAUUAUUAUUAUUAUUAAUAUUGUUAUUAUUAUUAUUAUUAUUAUUAUUGAGGUUUCUUUCCAAGUGUGGAAUGUUGAUUAUUUUUUGUAAUACAGAAUCAAGAUAUCAAUCUGGAGAAAAUUUAUAUCUGGGGAGAGGGUGGGUAUUGAGUAGAAACACUUACAGACCUGUAUCACUGUCACAGUAUUUCCCAUUCAGCUGGGACUGACACUGAUAUCAUUACCCUAGAGGCUUUUUUUGCGCACUUCAUGUAGGCCCUCGUAUUCGAAAACAGGCAGACACGAUGAAGCGAUGUUGGGAAUGGACUGUAUGGUGUUGGGAACACUUUACUGUACAUAAAGAGUGAUUUCAGAGCUACUGUACAACACCAACAUAACAUUUUCUUUUACCACACAAACACAUUCCACUGUUUAGCGUUAUUGUUUUGCGUGUUUUUUUUUCUUGAUGGCAGUGCUGUGUGUUAUUUUCUUACAAAUAAAGUCAUGCACAAGGUAACGAGCACAGCUAAUUUAUGAAUUUACUGCACAUAGCAACUCAAAAACAUAUUCCGGCUUUAGCCAUUUUCUUUGUCUUAAUUUUGUGGCUGUAUGUGUGAGACUUCUACCUAAUGCCUCUCCUCAAAUCUUAACAGUCACUCUCAAGUUUAAGAUAUCGUGUAAAAUAUCAGAGAUUUGUUGGAGAAAACAGCUGUGUGCAAUUUUAAACACUUUUCUGUGGGAGUGCCUACUUGCACGUUUACACAGCCACUACGUAGAAAUUAACAGGAAGAAGGAAACAUGCUGAAUUAUUGAUUGGUUAAUCAUCUGGUCAAUAGGUAUUGCAUCUGCCAUAUACUACUGCAUUAUUUCCUUACAUUCCUUAUAUAUCAAUCUGAUAUACUGUGAUACUAAAGGACCAACCUUUAGGAUACUAAAGUGUGGACCAAUGACAAAAUACCAAGGUCUUACAAGACUGGUGUGCCACCCUAUGUUAACUUUGUGAUAUUCUUUUAUAUGCUGUACCUGAAAGACCAGCAGUUUAGUCGAGGCCCAUAAAGAAACUGAGUGAUUGACCAGAUUUGGAACAUUGUCUUAAAAUCCAGUUUAGCACGUGCCAACCUGAACAUAUGAGUGACAGAUUACUUUACCUGGGGUGUAUGGUAGGCACACACAUGUUUAUUUUUGUCUGAUGGUUUCAUUGAAAUCUUGCCUGAUUUUCUCAUAAAACGGUUUGGUUGAAAAGACAGCUGUGAAAUCUCAACAGGAUGUUUCCUGCGUGUUAUGUCAAAUGCUUACACACACACACACACACACACACACACACGUGCACACGCACUGAUACACCUGUUCAGUUAAUCAGCCAUGCACUUUGUCCCUAACAUUGAGCACUGAAUUUAAACAAGUGUGUUUUUUUUUCAUUUCAUACACACAUUAUUUGUAUUAUUAUCCUUCAAUUCCGGCUAUGGAUAAACAUGUAAUGUUUGUAAGAAAUGGGAAAAAAGGCACACUUGCUUAUAUUUUCAGUCAAAGCUAAGGAUGAUGAGCAUCUCAGACAGGUGGAAUGGCCCCAGGUUGCUAAACUUGAAUAAUGGUGCUUGAUGAUGUGGCAGUUUCACCUUGCUCGUCGGUGGCAUCCUGGUAGUCUGUGGGUGUCAAGGCUGGAUGCCACUUGAAAAGGUGGGCAGAUUUCUGAAUCUUGGACAUUCCUCUUUGUUAUGGUAUUCAAAACAGUCUCCUCUUGUAACUUUCUUCACUUGAAAUUCUAAAACCUUUUUACUCCAUAAACAUCCGCUUAAUCCAUCUUUUAGGACUUCCGCCAUAUUUUAAGGUCAGAUAAGUGCUUUCUUGGCCACGCAUCGUGAAUAAUGCAUACACGUUGCCUUCUUUAACCCUCUCUCAAUCCUUAAUUAAAAUAUUUAGACAGUCUAUCGUUUCUAAAUUUAAUUGCUGCCCAGCGUUUUUGCAUAGACGGUUGGGAAUGGGAAGAUGAUCUGUACGUUAUCACUAAAAAUGCUUCAUCAAAUGAAUGUACUUUAAAAGGUUUCUUGUGGCUGGGCUAACCAAUAAAUUACGACUGGUCAAAGAAGUAGCACCCACCGCUUGAAACAUGACUGAAGUACCCUAUCGAUAGCCUUAUGUGGUUUUGCCUGGUAAAGCUUCACCUCAUUCGCUCUUGCCUCUCGGCCGAACAGCGAUGAGCUAAACGAUGUAGCUCAAUAUCAUAGCUUUCUUGUUCUAAUUUGUCACUGGAAGGAGUGUUAUUUAGCAGUUUUCAAACUGGCACGAUGUGUAAUUAAACAUUUUGCCAGUACAUUUAACAAAAAACAAUAAUUAAAAAAAAACGUUAUACAGAGAGACAAAGCUCAAAUGGUCGCCGUUGCUGCUCUUGAAAACCCCGGGUUUAAAGCGGGAUUACUUAAUUGGUAACAUUAUCAUGUACAUGGACGUGCAUACGUGCGCGCCCUAGCAAACCUAGUUAUGUUUUUCGUUUUUUUUUUUUUUUCUCGAUCUGCAUCUUUUUCAAAUAAUGCUUUCAAAUGGGAUCAAAAGCAUUGACAAAAAGGAUCGAAGGAUCAUUUAAAUAAACACAUAUAUAAUAUGAAGUUAUAUCUUUUGCCGCUUAACAGACUUUUAAAAUAUCCCCUUUCGCAGUAGGCGACGCAAACUGAAAGUUAUGGUUUCUUUCUUUUUCUUUUGUUUAUACAGUAGUUUUAA
Molecule: messenger RNA, 5815 nt
Organism: Megalops cyprinoides (Indo-Pacific tarpon)
Lineage: Eukaryota; Metazoa; Chordata; Actinopteri; Elopiformes; Megalopidae
Product: probable G-protein coupled receptor 153
Exons: 6
Coding region: 1149-3098 (649 amino acids)
Biological process (GO): G protein-coupled receptor signaling pathway
Cellular component (GO): membrane
Molecular function (GO): G protein-coupled receptor activity
Source: RefSeq, a predicted model, not a curated record